Amaranthus tricolor (Joseph's coat) is the source of this 3137-nucleotide messenger RNA. RefSeq names its product ribonucleoside-diphosphate reductase large subunit. Gene Ontology annotation, biological process: deoxyribonucleotide biosynthetic process; DNA replication. Bases 455 to 2887 code for a protein of 810 amino acids. Lineage: Eukaryota; Viridiplantae; Streptophyta; Magnoliopsida; Caryophyllales; Amaranthaceae. Gene Ontology annotation, cellular component: ribonucleoside-diphosphate reductase complex. The record is from RefSeq and is a predicted model, not a curated record. The transcript has 16 exons. Gene Ontology annotation, molecular function: ribonucleoside-diphosphate reductase activity, thioredoxin disulfide as acceptor; ATP binding.
AAAUCAGCCAAAAAAAACCAAAUCCAAAAUUGGAAAAGAAAAAGGCAAUAAACUAAAGUGAAAAGUCAACUCAUAAGCAUUCUCAUUUCUCACACUCCAAAAUUCCAACAAUAAACAAUUAAAUUCGUCAUCCUAAAUCCAUGAACAUAUCCAUAUUAAUUCCUUUAAAUUCACAUGGUAUAGGAGUAGUACACAACAAGCAAAACCGAAACUUUCACGAUUAUGGCGGGAAAUUUCAAAACCCUAAUUCAAUUUGAAUAACAUUUCCCACCGCAAUCCGAGAAAUCUACGAGGGAAAUUCGAAAAAAACCCUAAUCCCAUAACACUUUAAACACCGCCUCCCAAGUCCUGCUAUUUCUAUAUAAUCUAUUAACUUCUAUUCUCAAUUUUCUCAUCACACAUAAGCUGCUCGACGAUAUUCCUCUGAGAAUAAACCCAGAAAAUAUUAUAAAAAAUGUAUGUAGUAAAGAGAGAUGGGAGGCAAGAAACCGUACAUUUUGAUAAGAUUACUGCGAGGUUAAAGAAAUUGAGUUAUGGUUUGAGUACUGAACACUGUGACCCAGUUCUUGUUUCCCAGAAAGUUUGUGCUGGGGUUUAUAAGGGUGUUACUACAAGUCAACUUGAUGAAUUGGCUGCUGAAACUGCUGCUGCUAUGACUGCUAAUCAUCCUGAUUAUGCUUCGUUGGCGGCGCGUAUUGUUGUUUCGAAUCUCCACAAGAAUACUAAGAAAUUAUUUUCUGAGACGAUUAAGGAGAUGUACACUCAUUAUAGUGAGAGGUCUGGAUUGAAGGCUCCACUGGUUGCUGAUGAUGUGUAUGAGAUCAUCAUGAAGAAUGCUUCUCGGCUCGACAGUGAGAUAAUUUAUGACAGGGACUUUGAUUACGAUUACUUUGGGUUUAAAACCCUUGAGAGGUCAUAUCUUUUGAAGGUUAAAGGGAAGGUGGUGGAGAGACCACAACAUAUGUUGAUGAGAGUUGCUGUUGGGAUUCACAAGGAUGAUAUUGAGUCGGCCAUCAAAACAUACCACUUAAUGUCCCAGAGGUGGUUCACUCAUGCAUCUCCUACCCUCUUCAAUGCCGGAACACCUAGGCCGCAAUUAAGCAGCUGUUUUCUUAUCUGUAUGAAAGAGGAUAGCAUUGAAGGGAUAUAUGAUACUUUAAAGGAAUGUGCUGUUAUCAGCAAAUCUGCAGGAGGCAUUGGUGUUUCUGUUCACAACAUUCGUGCCACUGGAAGCUAUAUUCGUGGUACAAAUGGAACAUCAAAUGGAAUUAUUCCAAUGCUACGUGUUUUCAAUGAUACUGCAAGAUAUGUUGAUCAAGGAGGAGGAAAGCGAAAAGGUGCUUUUGCAAUAUAUCUAGAGCCAUGGCAUGCUGAUGUUUUUGAGUUCCUUGAUUUAAGGAAGAAUCACGGCAAGGAAGAGCAGCGUGCUCGUGAUCUCUUUUAUGCUCUUUGGGUACCUGACCUCUUCAUGGAGAGAGUGGAGAAAAAUGAGCACUGGUCCUUGUUUUGUCCCAAUGAGGCUCCUGGCCUUGCUGAUUGUUGGGGUAAAGAGUUUGAGGACCUCUACACCAAAUAUGAAAGAGAGGGAAAGGCUAAAAAGGUUGUUCAGGCUCAGAACUUGUGGUUUGAGAUAUUGAAAUCUCAAAUUGAAACCGGAACUCCUUAUAUGCUUUUCAAGGAUAUAUGUAAUCGGAAAAGCAAUCAACAGAACCUUGGCACCAUUAAGUCUUCAAAUUUGUGUACUGAGAUUAUUGAGUACACCAGUCCAACUGAAACUGCUGUGUGUAACCUGGCAUCUAUUGCUCUUCCACGAUAUGUGAAGGAGAAGUGUAUUCCUUCUGAGUCACAGCCUACUAAACUGGUUGGAAGUUUGGGUUCCAAAGAUCGUUACUUUGACUUUGAUAAAUUGGCUGAGGUUAUUGAAGUUGUUACCACAAACCUGAACAGAAUAAUUGAUGAGAACUUUUACCCUGUUGAAACUGCAAGAAGAUCAAACAUGAGGCAUAGACCAAUUGGUAUUGGAGUCCAAGGUCUUGCAGAUACUUUCAUACUACUCGGCAUGCCUUUUGACUCGCCCGAGGCCCAACAGCUGAACAAAGAUAUUUUUGAGACCAUCUAUUACCAUGCUCUUAAAACUUCCUGUAAGUUGGCUGAGAGAGAUGGCCCCUACGAGACAUACCCUGGUUGCCCUGUGAGCAAGGGAAUUCUUCAACCUGAUAUGUGGGGAGUUGUUCCCUCAGACAGAUGGGAUUGGGGUGCUCUUAGGGAGAUGAUAGCUAAAAAUGGUGUCAGAAAUUCACUUCUUGUUGCACCUAUGCCAACUGCUUCGACAAGCCAGAUUCUUGGAAAUAAUGAAUGCUUUGAACCUUACACCUCCAACAUCUAUAGUCGACGAGUCCUAAGUGGUGAAUUUGUUGUGGUGAACAAACAUCUGCUUCAUGAUCUGACUGAGAUGGGUCUUUGGUCUCCUACUCUGAAGAACCAGAUAAUAUACGAAGAUGGAUCAGUUCAGAAAAUUAUUGAGAUUCCUGCAGAUCUUAAAGCCAUUUACAAGACUGUCUGGGAGAUAAAACAAAGAACCUUAGUCGAUAUGGCUGCAGAUCGUGGAUGUUUCAUUGAUCAAAGCCAAAGCUUGAACAUUCAUAUGGAUCAACCCAAUUUCGGCAAGCUCACUUCUCUGCAUUUCUAUGCUUGGAAAAAGGGUUUAAAGACCGGCAUGUAUUAUUUGAGGACACGAGCAGCUGCUGAUGCUAUUAAGUUCACUGUGGAUACUUCCAUACUCAAAGAUUCAAGCAAGCCAACCCCGGCUGAAGAUGACAAUACAAAACUCGCACAGAUGGUCUGUUCAUUGACCAACCGCGAAGAGUGUAUGGCAUGUGGAAGUUAAAUUCACUUGCUUACACUAUUUUUCUUUAUCAUCAGCAUAACCAUCUUUUUAGAUGGUGUUUGUUUUUUUUUUUUUCUUAAUAUGAUUGUAUAUUGGCUUGAAAUUGAUUUGGUGACAAUGACAGAAACUUUGUACCUGCUGGUGCUGGCUGGUUCUAUCUGUAUAUAUACUUGGUAGAUUUGUAAUUCGGUUAUGAACUGAAUACUCUUACUCUUUGUUAUAAAGAAGAAUGGGAGAACAUACUGUUUUA